This is a messenger RNA of Triplophysa rosa, 3055 nucleotides long. It is a transcript of the gene rbm44, whose product is annotated as RNA binding motif protein 44. NCBI's taxonomy places the organism in Eukaryota, Metazoa, Chordata, Actinopteri, Cypriniformes, Nemacheilidae. Gene Ontology annotation, molecular function: RNA binding. The transcript is spliced from 18 exons. The coding region runs from base 78 to 2816 and encodes 912 amino acids. The record is from RefSeq and is a predicted model, not a curated record.
AGCUGUUCUCCUUCUGAUACCGAUAUUACAGCUGUUAUCUACGGUUUUUCAAGUGUUAUCGUGUGAGUUUUUAAAACAUGUGGUUGCCUGUCGUGGUACCAUAUGUUUUUGAACCAUAUUCAAACAUAUACGACAACCGUUCUGGCAGAGCGGUGACUCCGAUGAAUCCCUUCGACCAGCGUAUGUAUCGCGCGGUGAACGAAACCGUUGUUUCGCUGAUUUUCUUGCACACUUCCCAAGGCUUUAGAAAUGACCCACCAUAUGCAGAGGAUGAAAGGAAACUAAAGCUCAAGAGCUCAUUAUUCAAUCUUGUCCGGGACAAUAAAUCUCUGGAAUUUACUGAUCCAAAAUUGCUCGGAUGGUACCUUUCUUUACCAGUAAAUGACAGGACACUAGUACAACAAGAGGGAGGAUUUCUCCAGUUUAUACGAAGACACCCUAAACUCGAAGUAGUCAGAAAGUGGGUUCAAGUGAAACAAAAUUACAGAGGAAACUACAGUCCCCAUCCAACAACCAUGUCAUUAAACCACAAGUCAUCUGGUGUAUCCCAGUGUCAAAACUGUGGGAACACUUUUCAGUUUGGUACUAAGUGUUAUCGUUGUGGCGUACAUGUUCAAAUUUCAGAGCAAGAAGACUUCAUCUCAGAAAACGAAAAUGACCUUGAGCUUCUACCGAGUAAUGUGAGGGAAGAGCUGAAUGUCGUAACUUCUAAAAAUGAAACCAGCCAGCAGAGGUAUGGCAGCUCUGGUAAAGGAUCAUGUGAUGCACAAGGCCAGGGCUUGUCUGAACUGUGGGAGGAAGUAGAACAAAGGGAGGCCAUCAAGCACUACCAUGACCUAACAGCCCAAGCAAACCACUCUCUUGAUAUGGAGUUGGGUAUGCAGAGUCAUGCUCAGAGAGUUAACCAUUUCCAGAAUGACCAAGACCGAUUGGAUGAGGAAUCGAAAGCUGGAGCAAAUUUCUGUGAUGUGGAUCAGGAAACCAUGCCAGAAUACUACAGUUUCAGUAGCACAAGCUUAAAUCACACUGAAUGGAGUGAUGGCAGCCAGCAUAUGGAGUCAGGCUUCAAUGAUUCCAUCAUGGCUACUAAAGGAAGUACAGAACUGUCAGAUGUACACUCAGAAACCACCAUGGCCAGUGCUGUGGAUUGUUUCUCCCGUCUCGGCCAAUCAUUUGAGCUGGCCAUUGAUCCAGGAGACCAUGUUGAGGACCUACGAAAUAAGGAACCACCAAGAACCUUUGUGAACCAAAUAGUUGAUGCCUGUGGGGAUUUCAGAACAUGUUUCACAUCUACACGUGCAACAGAGAUUUGUCAGAUCUUGCAGACGAAAGCCAGCCAAAGUGUUGUCACUGAUACAGACUCACUACCUGUCAGCAGUAAAAAAGAUACACACAUGCAAACGUCCACAUCUGACAAGAGCAUCGUAACUGAGGUCUACAUGGCUGACUUGGAAAUUCUUACAGAGGAAUUCAUAAAGCUAAAGGAGAUGGAGAAGGAACUGAAGCAGUUGAAAGAUAGAAAGUCAAGGCCUAGUCCUGGUGGUGAUCUUUGCGGGAAUGUUGGCGGGUGUGACUGUGCCCAGCGGGUGAGACGGGCAGAGCUGCGUCUUCUCGGUCUUCAGUACAUCAUGUGCCAACAGCACUGCCGGAGACGCUAUUUUACCUCCCCACUGGGUGAAAGUGCUCCUCAGGGGACUGAUCCUCUGCCUGACAUCAUAGCAGAAACUCUGAAGGCACUAGAGAAAGAUUACCAUGACAUGAUGAGACAGCUUCUAGCUGGCACUCCCCUAGAUGAUCUGAAGCCUCUGUCAGUAGACUCUCAAAAGAUGAUAACUACAGGGACAAACUACAGCCCAACAUCGGUGCUUGAGGCCCAUUUAGGCUCACUUGACUGCCUAGAAAGUACCGUUGCAAAUUGCCAUGCGUUGGAUGGAAAAGAUAAAGGGACGAGCGCACCUCUGUGUCAGAACAUUGUAGACAUUCAGGAUGAACCAAAUGUUGACAGCAGCAACAGAAGCAAAACUGCAGUACCUUCUAACAAGCAUCAUGGAAACUCCAGUGCCAUAAAGGAUCUUAAUGGAAGUGAAGCAUGGUUUGAUGCUGAGGAGGAACUUCAGGAUGGAAAUAUGGAGAAACAGAAGGAGGGGAGAGAAAAUAUGAUACACAAAAUGGAGCAAAAAGGGACUGAUCAGGAGAACUCGCAUCAUAGCUCCCUUUUGUGUGUUACCUGCUUGCCAAGAAAUGUUACUGAGCAGGAGAUGCUGAUUUGGUUUGAGAAGUAUAAUGCCACAGGUGUCCGCAUCUCCACUUUCAAAAACAGUAUCAUGACUGCCAUUGUUUACCUCAACAGCGCCAGUGAUGCCAAGGCAGCUGUUAAAGAUCUAAAUGGUUGCACCCUCCAAGGACACACACUUUGUGUACAACAACUGUGUGGGCCUACCUCAGCUCAUCCUAAAUUAAAUGAUCAGCCUCACGACACUGUAGAAACCAGUAAAACAGAAGUGAAUAGACUGAGAACCAAGGGUGCAUCAGCUAGAGGACCACGCUGUAGUGUUGACAGGUUGACCAAGGUAUGUGACUCACCCACAGCCUCCGGUACCUGUGUGCCACAGCGCAAUGCCGACACAGGAAGCUUUAAUACAAUCAUGUUCCAGCUAUUAGAGCGCCAUCCAGACAUGGACCGUCAGAGGAUUGUUGAUGCCAUGUUAAAACUGCAGCACAUGAAUCAAGGCACCCUUAGAGGUUUUACUUUGAGUGCUAUAGUGGAUAUGACUUCUAAGCUUAUUACACAGGAAUGUUCCUCCAAGUGUGUUUGAGUUUGUAAAACUUUGAGCAGCUGUUAAGGCCUUGUAGACAGUUACUUGACCAGUAUGACUGGUGUUCAGUUGUCAGUUCCUUUUUAGGCCUGUUUGUAAGUUUCUUUUAAUGUUAUACAGUUGCAGAGUUGCACAUUGUUGAAUGUAAAAUCAGAGUUAUAUAAAUGUCUUAUAUAAAAGGUUCAAGGGGUGAAUGAAAUGUUGAGGAUUUCCAUCUUUAUCCACAUAAUAGCCUCCAA